Molecule: messenger RNA, 2186 nt
Organism: Ilyonectria robusta
Lineage: Eukaryota; Fungi; Ascomycota; Sordariomycetes; Hypocreales; Nectriaceae
Product: Sodium:solute symporter family-domain-containing protein
Exons: 5
Coding region: 70-2055 (661 amino acids)
Biological process (GO): urea transmembrane transport
Cellular component (GO): plasma membrane
Molecular function (GO): urea transmembrane transporter activity
Source: RefSeq, a predicted model, not a curated record
CUCGAAAUCCUCUCGCAAGGGAUAGGAUAUGGCAUCAUUGUUGGUAUCGGCGGCUUCUUUGCCAUUUUCAUGCUUAUCCUCACGUACUUUCAAAAUCGGUACACGGCGCUUUCUACGCACAAUGCAGAAGAAUUCAACACGGCGUCUCGAUCAGUCAAACCUGGGUUGAUUGCCACCGGAAUCGUGUCUUCUUGGACAUGGUCUGCGACUCUCUUGACCUCGUCGACAUUCGCCUACAGCUAUGGUAUAUCCGGUGGCAUGUGGUACGCCGCCAAUGGUACACUGCAGAUCCUCUUGUUCGGCCUGAUUGCCAUCAAGAUUAAGGCGCACGCCCCGGGAGCCCAUACAUUCCCCGAGAUAGUCCUUAGUCGACAUGGACGUUUUGCUCAUCUGACCUAUUGGUUCUUCGGCAUAGCUACCAACAUGCUGGUCGGGUCUUGCCUGGUUCUUGGGGGGGCCCAAGUCGUCACUGCAUUGUCCGGUGUAAAUGUAUAUGCUGCUUGUUGGAUCAUCCCUUUCGUGGUAGCCGCUUACGUCGUUUCCGGUGGACUGAGGAGUACUUUCAUUGCCGACUACACCCAUACAGUCAUUCUGUACGUGGCCAUUAUCGUUUUUGCUUUUACAGUCUAUCUGCCUAGCGGGCCGCUCGGUGGCCUGGAUCGAUUCUAUGACCUCCUUGUCGAGGCAUCGGAGAAGACGCCUGUUGAAAGGAAUCAUGAAGGGUCUUAUCUGACUUUCCAUUCCGUUGACGGGUUGAUCUUUGCUUGGAACCUAUUGAUUGCUGGUUUCGCCAAUGUUUGGCUUGAUCAAGCCUACUGGCAGCGUGCGAUCGCCUCUCAGCCACACACGUCAGUCAAGGCAUACAUCGCAGGUGGCAUCGCCUGGUACGGGAUUCCAUUUGGCUUUGCAACUGCCAUGGGUCUCGGCUGCGUGGCUCUGACUGCUGAUCCGUCCUUUCCAACCUACCCCAACCCACUGAGCGCUGCUCAAAAUGGCGCUGGCCUGAGUGCACCUGCGGCGGCUAUCACUCUCCUCGGAAAAGGAGGUGCUGGGCUGAUGUUGCUGCUCCUGUUCAUGGCCGUCACCUCUGCGACGAGCGCGGAACUGAUCGCGGCCAGUUCACUAUUGACGUUUGAUAUAUACAAGGCGUAUAUCCGGCCUCGGGCGUCCAGUACUGAACUAGUCAAGAUCUCCCACGGUGGCAUUCUCCUAUAUGCGGCCCUUUUAGCCGGGUUUUGCUGCAUUUUGAAUGCCGUGUCCAUCGACCUCACAUGGAUUCUCACAGUCCUUGGUGUUAUUGUCGGUGGCGGUGUCUUUCCAAUUGCCUUGAUUCUCCUCUGGCGCCGAAUGUCCUGGGUGGCGACUGUAGUCUCCCCUUGGGCCGGUCUCGCCUGCGGGCUGACCGCUUGGUUCGUCGUUACCAAAAGACGAAGCGGGAAUAUCAACGUCCACACCUCGGGAGAACCUCUGAAUGCCCUCGCUGGUAACAUCACGUCAGUCAUGACUGGAUUGCUGCUUGCUAUUGUGCUUAGCCUUCUGUUCCCCACCAAAUACUCCAGUUCUGAUCCAGAAGCCAUCGCCCGCGAUGCUAAAAUCAAGGGCAUAAUCGUCUCUGACGGCGAGAGUGUUGAUGCUGGUGGUUCGACGUCAAAUGGAAGAAAUGUUGACCAUCCAGACAUCGGUCAACUUGAAUCUCAACCCACUGGCGACAAAGCUGCUCCUCAAACCGACACAGCAGUGGACAAUAUCGCGUCAAACCAACUUGGCAGUCCCUUCAUCGAGCCAAUGAACGCCGAAGAAGUGAGGAAGGCCACACGGCUCGCUGUCACUGUGAACGGAGUGUUCAUCCUGGUCGCUGUAUUACUGGUUCCUUACACGCUCUUUGGGUCCUCCUGGACCUUUUCCCGUGCUGGCUUCAAAGGAUGGUGCAUCGUGAGUUUUAUUUGGGUUUGGGCUGGAAUGUUCAUAUGUGUUUUCUGGCCACUCUUCGAGAGCAGGUCAUCAAUCGCAAAGAUUUUCAGAGGGAUUGUUGGUGAUAUGGGGAGAGAUAAGUAGAAACAAUACAGAAAUACAGGACAAAAAGAUGCAAAAAGACAUACAACACCUGGCAUUCGCUGGUCGUCACCGACCCAACUACUACUCAAGCGCUCCUCAGCUUGACUCUGGGAGAGCGGACGGGAUCCCGU